AAAGGGUUAUGAUCGGCCUCAAGGGUACACUCAAUGUUAUAGAUAACUCUGGCGCUCUUCUCGUCGAGUGUGUCAACGUUCUCAAGCAGAAGGUCAACAAUGGCUGGGGUUCUGUAGGUGAUGAAAUAGUCUGUGUCGUCAAGCGUGCAAGACCAGUCUCUGCAGCAACACAAGCUUCGACAACUGCAGUCAAAGUUCGUCGCGGAGACGUCCGACGGGCUGUUAUUGUGCGCACAAAAAAGUCUGUACGUCGACCAGACGGUCGCUUCGUCAGGUUCGACGACAAUGCUGCCGUUCUUCUAAACAACAAGAGAGAAAUGUUGGGCACGCGCAUAGGUGGUGUUGUCAGUGCGGAUCUGAGGAUGAAGGGGUGGGGCAAGAUUGUCAGUCUGGCACCGAAGGUGGUCUAAUAUACACGAAACAUACGGUCUACGCAAUUAAUGUCCCGGUUCAUUAGAUAGAAUACAACUCCACAAUUGUUU
Molecule: messenger RNA, 482 nt
Organism: Serpula lacrymans var. lacrymans S7.9
Lineage: Eukaryota; Fungi; Basidiomycota; Agaricomycetes; Boletales; Serpulaceae
Exons: 3
Coding region: 9-410 (133 amino acids)
Biological process (GO): translation
Cellular component (GO): ribosome; mitochondrial large ribosomal subunit
Molecular function (GO): structural constituent of ribosome; large ribosomal subunit rRNA binding
Source: RefSeq, a predicted model, not a curated record